Molecule: messenger RNA, 675 nt
Organism: Trichosporon asahii var. asahii CBS 2479
Lineage: Eukaryota; Fungi; Basidiomycota; Tremellomycetes; Trichosporonales; Trichosporonaceae
Exons: 2
Coding region: 1-675 (224 amino acids)
Molecular function (GO): hexosyltransferase activity
Source: RefSeq, a predicted model, not a curated record
AUGGAGCAGAAGAAGAGAGACCCACGGAAACAGGCGCAACUCGUCGUCACUGUCGGCUCGACUUCGUUUCCUGCCCUCUCCGAUGCGAUCCUUUCACCCUCCGUGUUCGAGAUUCUGCCAGAGCUAGGAAUAGCAAGCGUCACGGUCCAGGCGGGGUCUGCUGAGAUUCCAGUCCACGCUCGCGGCGGAGAGAUCACGUAUACGACACGAAGAGGAAGCUACGUCCGCGUCCGAACGCUGCGGUACACACGCGACGCGGUCGAGAUGGACGCGCUGUUGAAAAGCGCAGACAUUGUUGUGAGCCAUGCUGGUGAGUACACUGUCACGUCGGGAGAGGGAAGCACAGCUGAGGUGAGCGUAGCGAAAGCUGACAUCAGGAUCGGGAAGCAUCCUUACCGCGCUCCGAAUGGGGAAGCCGCUCCUCGUCGUGCCAAACGAGGCGCUGAUGGACAACCACCAGGUCGAGCUGGCGGAUGCGUUGGAGAAGGAAGGCUACCUCGUGACAUGCAAGCCGGCAGAACUGUAUCACUUCUGCUUUCCCUUGACGUCGCUGUGGCCCAGGUCCAGAUCGGGCUGGACGAGAUUGCGAAUGCGCUGCUUCAGCACCUUGAGUUCCGGGAAACCGCCCUCGGUCUGUUGGUCAGCUCAGGCACACCCGUGUCGCCACAGCUGUAA